Molecule: messenger RNA, 1080 nt
Organism: Monomorium pharaonis (pharaoh ant)
Lineage: Eukaryota; Metazoa; Arthropoda; Insecta; Hymenoptera; Formicidae
Product: peptidyl-prolyl cis-trans isomerase B-like
Biological process (GO): protein peptidyl-prolyl isomerization; protein folding
Cellular component (GO): intracellular membrane-bounded organelle
Molecular function (GO): peptidyl-prolyl cis-trans isomerase activity
Source: RefSeq, a predicted model, not a curated record
UUCUAAGCGUGCACACGCGUAUUCGCGGCACCGUAGCAUCCGGUAGCGGUCCACUCCAAUAAACCAUCGUGGGACGUAGGACAAGACAGUUGUGGUAUCUGGUGGUAUCUUUAUUGUCCAUAGCACCAUGAGGCUGCUAUUGUUUCUCAGCUUAGCCGCUCUUUCUUAUGCGAGCAACGGACCAAAAGUCACCGAUAAGGUAUGGUUUGAUAUCAAGAUUGGUGGUGUUGACCAGGGCAGAGUAGAAAUUGGUCUGUUUGGCAAAACUGUUCCGAAGACUGUAAAGAAUUUUGUGGAGCUUGCCAAGCUUCCAGAAGGUGAAGGAUACAAAGGCAGCAAAUUCCACAGAGUGAUCAAAGAUUUCAUGAUCCAAGGAGGAGACUUCACUAGGGGGGAUGGUACCGGAGGUCGUAGUAUCUACGGAGAUCGUUUUGCUGAUGAAAACUUCAAGCUGAAGCACUAUGGUGCUGGAUGGCUGUCCAUGGCCAAUGCCGGCAAAGAUACGAACGGUUCUCAAUUCUUCAUCACAGUUAAGCAAACACCCUGGCUUGAUGGUAGACAUGUUGUCUUUGGAAAAGUUAUCAAGGGAAUGGAUAUAGUACGCAUUGAACAAACGAGCACUGACUCGCGAGAUAAGCCACAGAAAGAUGUAGUCAUUGCCGAUUGCGGUGCAGAGACUGUAGCGGAGCCAUUUAGCGUAUCUAAGGAUGAUGCCACUGACUAAAUCUCAAUAUUCGCCAACAGCCACAUUAUUCUUUAUGAUCUCUUUAUUUCAUACAAAACGAUCUCUUAGAAACUGCAUGAUUUAAACAGUCCUGUUUUCCAAAUGAACGAGUGACACCAACAAUUAUCUUUGUAUCACAAUUGACUGUUUAACAACAUUCUAAUUACUGCGAGGAACAACGCAACAGUGAUUAUCAACGAAACAACGUUUUGUAGAGUCAUAAGACGUUGAAGCAACAAUCAAGUAAUAAAAUAACAGUUUUUAUUCUAAUUGUUAAAAAUUACGUAUAACUUGCACGAUAAAUUUUGUACGUAAGAUUUUCUACAUUCACGAAUAAACGUAAGUUGUUUAAAGUA